CACACACAUUUCUGUAGAUGGCCUGUGAACAAACAGCUACUUGAGUGAAAAAAUGAGCAAUGGAUUGAGUUGGACGCACCAACCUGUGAGGGAGAGUUCAGGAGAGAGAUUCAGCCUUCAUGUCCUCCCUUAGAAUGAUUUGGUGUCACAGGAGCUGAAGAGGAGAGCUCACAUACAGGCUCUUGUUGGACAUGAAACUUCAUUUCAUUAACUGAUCGACCUGGAUGUCACUUCUUGAACUGCUGGGGACGUUUGGGAUUUUGCACGACUGAAAGAGCCGCCCCCUGCCUUGAUCUCUGACAGUGGAGUGAGUCGGGUAUUUCCAGCACUGAUACAGACAUUGGCACCCACCUUGCUCCAUACAAGUCAGCAGCUUAUGCAAAAACUUACUCAGUACAUUGGCGUUAAUGAAGUAAUGUAAAUACAAAAAUUCCACUGAAGCUCAUUGUCUUUGAGAAAUUGUGCACCUUAAACUAGCAGGAGUUCAUCCUGGACAAGCUGAGGACCUGCAAGAGUUAAAGCUCUGCCUGUUUCUGCAGAAUCUCCACUGUGCUCUGAUUUUUAUAAAACUGUAACAGAGAUCUGUGUGAAUUUGCUGCAUGUGGCAGAGAAUCACUGCUGACACACCAAACUCCCACCCAUCACCAUCAGCAGAUGCAGAGGAAGUUUCAGCAGGAGGAGGUGAAGCUUGGCGGAGCGGCCAUGUCUCUGUCGGCCGACCUGAGCUGCCUGCAGAGCGGCGGAGGAGAAGAGCGUGAGGAGGCGCUGGCCUCGCUGGAGAAGCAGCUCAUCUGCCCCAUCUGCCUGGAGAUCUUCAACAAGCCGGUGGUGAUCCUGCCCUGCCAGCACAACCUCUGCAGGAAGUGUGCCAAUGAGCUCUACCAGCCAUCCCUGUUCCAGGCUCGGACCACCAUGCUGGUGAACAGCGGUCGUUUCCGCUGUCCGUCCUGCAGACAUGAAGUGGUGCUGGAUCGCCACGGAGUCUACGGCCUUCAGAGGAACCUGCUGGUGGAGAACAUCAUCGAUGUCUACAAACAGGAAGUCAGCAAAGCCAUCGCCACGAGCCCCCUCCCUCUUCCUCCUCCACCUCCAGCUCAGGUGACAUGUUCAGACCAUGAGGGUGAAAAGGUGAACAUCUACUGCCUCACCUGUCAGGUCCCGACAUGUUCUCUCUGCAAAGUGUUCGGGGCUCACCAGACCUGUCAGGUGGCUCCUCUGACAGACGUCUACCAGCAGCAGAAGGAUAAGCUGAGUGAAGGAAUCAGCUCUCUAGUGGCGUUCAACGACAAAAUUCAGGCUCUGAUCGACGAAGUGGAGGAGACCUGCAGAACUGUAGAGGAGAACAGCAAGACUCAGAAACAGAGUGUUUGCGACAAAUUCGACCACAUGUUUUCCAUCCUGGAGGAGAGACGUAAGGCGAUGACACAGCGAAUCAGCUCAGAGGAGGAUGAAAAGACAGGUCACAUCCAGGCACUGGUGCGUUGCUAUGGAGACAGCGUGGACGCCAAUAGCAAGUUGGUAGAGGGCGCCACCAGCAGCAUGGAGGAGCCGGACAUGGCGGCAUUUGUUCAGAGUUCAAGAGAACUAAUCACAAAAGUGGUGACAGCGACCAAGUCCUGUCCAUCUGAGACGCUGAAGCCGGGCUAUGAGAACCUGAGCCUCUACAGAUUUAACUUCAGCACACAGGAGAGAGCUCUGAAUAGCAUUGACUUCAUCAAAGAUGUGGAGGAUGGUCCUGAAGAACCAGAGAUGGCUCCAGAACCAGAGGAACCCAAAGAACCCUGUAUCCAGAACAUUGAGCCAAAACAAUACCAGGAAACCUCAGUACAGAACCUGGAAUCUGUUGUAGAACCAGUUGAAGAGCCGAUUCCAACAGUGAUGUCUGCUCCAGUGGAACAGGCUGCACCGGCCCUGAUUCAGCUGGCUCCAGGACUGGUGAGGGACUCUGUGGAGCCCGCUGGGGAGGUUACACAGCUGGAGGCUGAUGACCCAAAUGAUGGAAGAUCAGGCCUGAUUAAAGUGGAGAAGCAGGAGGAGGAGAAAGUGGAGGAGGAGAGAUGUCCAGCUCCUGAUCUGGUUAAAGAGGGAAACAUCUGCCAACACCAGGAGGGAAUGAGCACACAGCAGGCUGUCACUCUGCUCGUCUACCUGUUGGCCUUCCUGGUCAUCCUGCAGAGGGUGUGGGCUUACAUCGGCUGCUUCAUUUGCACAUAACAUCAGCAGGAGACGCACGUCACCACUGCUACACAGCUCAGAUAGAGGCUGAGACCAGGAGCUCUGCUCACCCCAGUCCUCCCCUCUCCUCCUCCUUCACCCUCAGCGAGGCGCCUCGUCGGCCCAGUUUCUGCUUCUCCUGGCUCAACCCCCUCCACAGGAAGAAGUAGAAGGAAGAGGGAGGCAUCUGGAGAGAAAAUUCUGCUGUGGAGAUGAAGAAGGACACACUUCAUUCACGCCAGAGUCAGUUUCAGCUCAAUACUGAUCUGGAAUGUGUGUAAAAACUUAGUUGUAUUUUUUCCUUGACACAGCAGAAAUCCUCUCAGACAGAAAAAACAUGGAUGAACACAGCUUUCAUCAGGUGUUGUAUGAUGGAAACAAAAUGUCUGCUCUGGGUAUGAUUCAAUGAGAGAGAUGCUGAAACUCACUGAUAAUAUAUAUUUUUUAAGCAUGAUGGCGCAUUUCACAGCAGGUGUGGUAACAAAGAUAGAACUGGAAAUAUGUAACUAUUAUUGGCAAGAAGAGUGGAGGAACUGAAAGUAGUAAUCACCACAUUUGCAAAACUUUUGUCAGUUGCAAUAGAACAAGAGGAGCAAUCUGUUUUUGCAAAGAAGAAUAAGUUUUGAAUGUCAUGGUGACAUGUUUACGAUAUCCUGGUACUGUAAGUAAGGCUGGGUGAUGUGGACAAAGUUUAUAUCCUCAUUGAUAUAGCAUUUUAAUUAAAGUGAAAUCAGAUACUUGUCAAAGCAAUGUGUGGAUUUCAUCACAUAUUUUCAGCUGUUUUGAUCACUUGUUCAUGAAGGAUCGAUUGAUAUUGAUUAUCCAGGGUCGAUAUUAGUCAUCAAGGAGGCUGAUAGCCGGUAACUAAAUGUUGGUAUCAAUAUAUGGAAUAAUACAAAGUCCACAACACAGCUUAAUUGGAAUGCAUUUGAUUUUUUAUGUUGUAUUAAAGGAGAACUUGAUUGGCUGUUACUAGUGAUGCGUAACCAAUCAGGUAGUGCUGUGGCUGGGACAAUUUUUGAGACAUUAACAGAGAAUUUUUAUUCUAAAAAGAAACUGCUUAAACAUAAUCAUAAACAUUAUCAGGAAAAUGUUGAAUAUUGGCCCGAACAAUCAACCAGGCCUAACAUCAGACUACACUGUAAAAAGUGUCCUUUAAAAAACAGUGAAAAUCUGGCGGCAAGGUAGCCAGAAAAAAAUACAUAAAAAAGGCGAAAUACUGUAGUGUUCAAAAACUGUGAAGUGAAAAUAACAGCAAAUAUCUGUACAGUAAUUAUAUAUGUUGAGCAGACUUCAGUUCAGUAAAAUGGUCUAAUUUUACAGUUACGCAUUGUAAAGUGACAAACUAAAUUUGGUCAAGUACAGACUUUUCAUGUGGGUGGUAUUUACUGUUUUGGCUAGUUUUUUUGUUUUAAUUUUAUUGGGUUUUUUUUUAACAGUAAAUAGAUUUUUUUUCCCCUGUGAUUUUGCUACAUUUCUGUAGUUUGUCAAAUGGGGAAAUGAUCAUUUUUGAAAGCUUAGCAUACACAUUCAUUAUUUCAAAUAAUUGCAAAUAUUUCUACUAUAAUGACAUUUGUUGCUAAUUUAAAUACAGUAAAAAAAAAUACAUUUAUGGUCAGACAUUGUAAAAGAAAGAAUUACCAUUUGGAAAAAAUACAGAUUUUUGAUGUGGAUACUAUUGACUGUUUUGGCAAGGUUUUUUGUUUUUUUACAUGUUUAUUUUGUUUUGGGUUUUUUUAGUAGUAAAUUUAAGAAUUUGCUUCUGUGAUUUUACUAUUUAUAUGCCAUUUAACAAACUAAACUGUAAAAUAACAGAUAAUUCAUCAAAGAAUUAUUUGUUAUCCGAUAUAAACAGUGUGGCUUUUAUCUUAAUUGUCACAGCAUUUUCAUCAUUUUUAGGGCAAAAACAGAUACUUUCCAAAAACAAUGUGUUUCUUUAAUUGACCAUUAAUCAAUUUACCAUUAGAAGCAGAUGAAUCAAACCCCUCUGUUGAGGAAGUGGACAUAGGAAUUCUUUUUGUGACAGACGAAUCAGAAGUUUUGGUGACUUUAAUGUGGUUAACUGAAGUAAACGAUGGAUUUGUUUUUCUUGAAAAACAACAUUUUUAAACUUUAGAGAGAGCCCUGGACUGGAGACAUAAUUUCAGCUGGAUUAAUCCCUUUUACUAUCACUUUUUUCCUUUCUUCUUUAGUUUCACUUGAAAUUGCUCUGAAUGUGUCACAUUUGGUACAGAUAUAUAUUUUUUAAUGCCAGAGUGCACCAGAGCAGCCUUUUGUGUGUAUUUAAGAAUGUGUUUGACAAGCUGCUGUCUGCACAUGAUGAAUACAUAGCUCAGAUGAGAUACAAUUUUUGCUUGAUAUGUUUAGAAAUGUAAUAAAUCUGAUUUUGGUCUCCUAAAAUAUGUUUGUGUGGAGAUGUGACUGUGAA
This is a messenger RNA of Acanthochromis polyacanthus (spiny chromis), 4642 nucleotides long. It is a transcript of the gene trim101, whose product is annotated as tripartite motif containing 101. Gene Ontology annotation, molecular function: zinc ion binding. The coding region runs from base 655 to 2214 and encodes 519 amino acids. NCBI's taxonomy places the organism in Eukaryota, Metazoa, Chordata, Actinopteri, Pomacentridae. The transcript has 12 exons. The record is from RefSeq and is a predicted model, not a curated record.